This is a messenger RNA of Candidula unifasciata, 300 nucleotides long. The record is from the annotation of a GenBank genome assembly. NCBI's taxonomy places the organism in Eukaryota, Metazoa, Mollusca, Gastropoda, Stylommatophora, Geomitridae.
AUGUCAUCAGAAGUGAAAGAUAAAACAUCAUAUUCUUCAUCAGACAAAAAGACAGAUGAUACACAGGCGAAGGCUCAACCCACAGGUGGGCUUCUAUGGAGGAUGUCAACUGGUCUUGUUAGUUCAGCCACAGGAGUAGUUUCUGGAGCUGUUGGCUACGGGGUCAGCGGUGCCAAAUGGGUUGCUGGGAAGACAGUUGAUGCAGGGUCUGCUAUAGCAAGUACAACAUUGAGUGCCGGUGCCGCAGUAGCUAGCAAGCUUCCCCUUCCCACUGUUGGUAAAAAGGAUAAGAAGGAAUAG